This is a messenger RNA of Dreissena polymorpha, 6005 nucleotides long. RefSeq names its product inhibitor of nuclear factor kappa-B kinase subunit epsilon-like. The transcript has 19 exons. Bases 108 to 3047 code for a protein of 979 amino acids. The record is from RefSeq and is a predicted model, not a curated record. Gene Ontology annotation, molecular function: protein serine/threonine kinase activity; ATP binding. Gene Ontology annotation, cellular component: cytoplasm. Gene Ontology annotation, biological process: peptidyl-serine phosphorylation. Lineage: Eukaryota; Metazoa; Mollusca; Bivalvia; Myida; Dreissenidae.
UGAAAAUCAUGUAUAGUAAAGUUUAGUUCACGUUUAUGUGAGCUAAGAUAAAGAUGUUGUAUAGGAUGUUAUAGAUGUGUGGAAUAUUGUAUGUUAGAUACAAGUAGAUGCAAAUUGCCAGUCAUGAUAAAACUGGCCCCUUACAGCACACCAGUCGUUUUGUCUUCAAUCAAGCCGACUGUCUGGGCAAAGGGGCCACCGCAGCAGUCUUUCUUGCACGAUCGAGGGAAACUGGUUCCCUGGUGGCGGUGAAGGCGUACUUUGACGACUCGCCGCACAACAGGCGCGCACGCCUUCGGGAGAUUGAGCUGCUGAGAAGGAACCAGCACAAGAACGUCAUGGCGUUCAUAGAGGAGGACCGCGUGGCCGAGUCAGGCCAGCCGGCUGUGAUACUGGAGUACUGCGCGGGCGGAAGUGUGUACAAUCAGCUGCAGGCUCCCGUCUGUUACUAUGGAUUCUCAGAGGAAGAUUUCUUAGCCUUUCUUAGAGAUAUUUCCCAUGGGCUUCAGUUUCUGAACUCACGUGAUAUCGUACACAGAGACAUCAAGCCGGGCAACAUUCUGAAGAGAAUCGAAAGUAAUGGAAGUUCAACAUACGUGCUCACCGAUUUUGGAGCCGCACGAGAGCUCGGGGAAGACGAAACAUUUAUGUCAAUAUAUGGAACAGAAGAAUAUAUCCACCCGCAUAUGUUCCAACGAGGUGUUUUAAGGCAGCAUGGUCAUAGCGAGUUUACGGCGUCCGUUGACCUCUGGUCGCUAGGGGUAACGCUCUUCCACGUGGCAUUCGGUCGUUUGCCUUUCCAAGCAUUUGGCGGCAGAAGUGACUCGGAAACAAUGUAUAAGAUCAUAUCCGAGCGCUCAUCCGGCGAGGUGUCUGGGUCGCAGAGGUUCCACAAUGGAUCCAUUGAGAGGUCAAAAGAACUACCGGAUACGUCGUAUUUAUGCAGGUCCUUGAAGAGUUUACUGAAGCCGGUAUUUGCGGGUCUGUUUGAUCCGGACCCAAUUAGGACUUGGAACUUUAAUACAUAUUUCCAAGCCGUUUCCGAUAUAACAGACAUGGUUACGUUACUCGUGUUUAAUUCGGGGACAUGCGAAAACAUACGGUUAUACCUAAAGAAAAAUGAAUGUCUCGUUCAUAUUCAAGAGAAGAUUGGUUAUUUGACAGAAAUACCCGCGAAUAGACAGAUAAUACUGUUGGGCGACAAACCACUAACAAAUGUUGUUGAUAUCAACGACCAGAUACAAAGCUUUCCAAAAGUAGUCCUAAAGACGACUUUAAUUGUCUAUGACAAAGAUGGUUGUGAACAGUACCAGUGCAAUAUACCUAAAAUACCCCCUUUUCCAUCGUUACCGUUAAAGACGUCACUUAGCAACGAUGAAGCGGUUGCUAAGCAAUGCGCAGGAAAUGCCUUCUUCGUUGAAUUCAACCUUAAACAGGUUCUCGAGAACCAACAUUUAGCUGUGGAAGCGUUGAUUCAUUUAAGAAAUCAUGACCAAGAUGCUCUUAAGCCAACGGAAGUGCUCAUUCCGGAAAUAGAAAAACAGACAGCGUUAGUGAAGGUGCGCAUAGAGAUGAUACGUGCAAGCCAGAAACAGGCCCAGAUGUGUUUGACUUUCCUUAAAAAUAUUGGCACGCUUGAUCCGGACUCCGGUGUGGAGGAAUUGGAGGCAUUUGUUGUCACUGAUAACAGCCUACACGAGUUAUUAAAAAAGACGCAGGGAAGGGUGGAUGAAAUCCGCACCUACAUGUCGGUCCUGUCCAGGAAGGUGAACGACCACCCUCUGUCACCUAGUGACGAUCUAUGCUGUGACGAGGGUCGAGAUCGGUGUCUAACGAAAAUGGGUCACCUCCGACAGGGAAUUGCAGCUGUCUCCAGCACCUUCAGCAAACACCGGAAGUACUCUGACCUGCAUGCGCACGAGGAGUUUAUUCAUAAGUGUGAAAGAGAGAAGCUGGAGAAUUCAUUAAUACCUGUCAUAGAGCUAUAUCAGAGUCACUGCGUGAAAAACCUCACAAAAGUACACCAUUGGUCCUCCCGAAAUAUCAGCGUCUUUCUGAAGCAUCUAGCACGGUCAGUAAAGGUGGAAACCAACGUAAGAUGCGUCACAGACUGUCUCGAUCAGAUGAACGAGAAACUGCUCAAGAUUGAAGAUUCAUUUAAAAUGGCGACGGAAAAGCUAAUGUCACUGUUUGCAACAAUAACAAGCCAAACAUCAAAGCUUCCAGUCAGCCUUCGGGAAACUCCAGAAGGGAGCUCGGCAUGUGCACGAGGCUCGUUCAACUCCGAAAGAAGUAUUCAAGUUUCCGAACGUAACGAGUUGCUGAAGAGUUUAAUUACAGAAAUUGACUAUAUUCGUAUUAGUGGCCAGGAACUUGGAACAGUUCUGUUGGAUAAUGAACGAUCCAUACAAGAACUUAAAAGUCGAUUGGAGAUGGCCUCUAUGCCCAGCAUGCUGUUCUCUACUCGCGGUGAAACCAGUGGGUAUGGUAGUGGUGCACCAAAUGUGUUCCUUCAGCCAAGUCAUGAUUUAAUUCCAAGACCAAGUCCUGGCAUCGAUGCAAAUGUUAGAGUUACGUCUAGUGAUGCUUUGCCUGUUUACCAUGGAGCUCAAAAUAACACAGGAACACCUAUUGUGCAUCCAAGUAAUUUGGAUUCUAAAUUUGAAACGCAUUUAUCAACGGAUUGUCCGAGAACAGUGCACGUGUAUAAUUCCCCAAAUCAUAUAAGUCCAUACCCUUCAAAUACCACUAACCAUUUGAAUCAUAUACACAGAACGGCCAAUGCGAUUUCAACAAAUAAUGGAUAUUCUUUGACGACCCCUCUUUCAGAGUCGACGAGGAUCGUUCAAGAAGCGUCGGUAUCGAAACCUACAAAUGUAAAUGCUAAAAAAAACUUCAAUACAACGUACGAAAAACAACUCGAUGAUUCAAAUUCUACGGAACUGAUUCCCCGCGGUGCAUUAUCGCCGUGUUAUAAUCUGAAGUCGGCAAAAAGAGCCAACAAUCCAGACCUAGGUUAUAAUUCUACAGACACUUUCGGUUCUUGAUGAAGGCCAGGGCAUGCGCUUUAACAGAAACAUAAUGUAUAAGGGUUGCAAACAUUUUGAAGGUUACUUUUUAAUACCAAUGUCGCUUAUUUCUAUACGAAAACGGGUCCCAAUUCAUGUAUAGUAAUCGACAUUUUGGCAUUGUAAAUUCCAUUUUAUUUAUUUUAGAGUAGAAUAAUGUAUGAAGUAAAUGCGUAUUUGCUAAAAAUAACGCACCUGAAAAGCAUGCUCGCUGUGUCUUGGUAUUUAAACAAAUAUCGCGGUUGUGUUAUAUACACGCAUGCAAAUGCAUUUGCUUCGAUGGAAGACACUAAACAAAUAAAUCUCCUUAGUUUUUUUUCGCAAUCAUGUCAUCCGAGAUUGUACGCGUCUCCUUGUCAUAAAUCGUAUUAAUCAUCUACAUCAUGCCGAAAACAUUCUAGCAAUUGAUUGAAUAAUAUUAAUGUUUUAUUUACGAAUGAUUUUAUUUACAUCACACACAAGUAUGAUAAUAUUAUAUAUUUAUGCCCCCCCCCUUCGAAGAAGAGGGGGUAUAUUGCUUUGCUCAUGUCGGUCUGUCUGUCUGUCGGUCGGUCCGUCCACCAGGUGGUUGUCAGACGAUAACUCAAGAAAGCUUGGGCCUAGGAUCAUGAAACUUUAUAGGUACAUUGAUCAUGACUCGCAGAUGACCCCUAUUGAUUUUGAGGUCACUAGGUCAAAGGUCAAGGUCACGGUGACCAGAAAUAGUAAAAUGGUUUUUGAAUGAUAACUCAAGAACGCAUACGCCUAGGAUCAUGAAACUUCAUAGGUGGAUUGAUCAUGACUUGCAGAUGACCCCUAUUGAUUUUGAGGUCACUAGGUCAAAGGUCAAGGUCACGGUGACCCGAAAUAGUAAAAUGGUUUCCGGAUGAUAACUCAAGAACGCAUACGCCUAGGAUCAUGAAACUUCAUGGAUAGAUUGAUCAUAACUCGCAGAUGACCCCUAUUGAUUUUGAGGUCACUAGGUCAAAGGUCAAGGUCACGGUGAUCCGAAAUAGUAAAAUGGUUUUCGGAUGAUAACUCAAGAACGCAUACGCCUAGGAUCAUGAAACUUCAUAGGUAGAUUGAUCAUGACUUGCAGAUGACCCCUAUUGAUUUUGAGAUUACAAGGUCAAAGGUUAAGGUCACGGUGACCCGAAAUAGUAAAAUGAUUUUCGGAUGAUAACUCAAGAACGCUUUUGCCUAGGAUCAUGACACUUCAAAGGUACAUUGAUCGUGACCCGCAGAUGACCCCUAUUGAUUUUCAGGUCACUAGGUCAAAGGUCAAGGUCACAGUGACAAAAAUCGUUUUCACACAAUGGCUGCCACUACAACGGACAGCCCAUAUGGGGGGCAUGCAUGUUUUACAAACAGCCCUUGUUAAUAACAAUAUAAACGAAAAAUAAUAACAAUUUUUAAUAAAACAAAUAUACCAUUGAAAUGAUGUUAUUACAAAAAUCUGCAAUUAUUAAAUUGCACAGUUUUGUUCAAUACUUUUGUGUAUUAUUGAUUGCAUACAUACACAAAUAAUGUAUGUCUUGUACCAUUUUGGCAAAAUUAUUACAACUUAUAAUUACCUCUCGUUUAAGUAAAUGAUAUUUUUAAUAUGGCUACAUAAUAUCAUGUAUUUGCUUAAUGCGUGAUGUUUAAAACUGUUAAUUAUUUAAAAAAAAGUAUUCGAUUAUAAUCUUAUGUAAAUAUCAAGUUAAAAUUAACCAAAAAUGUUGAGAAUAUCUCACAUAUGGGAUUUUUUUUCUAAUACUGUCCUCUUUUGUGGGUAUUGUCAAUACGUGACGUUUUCGUGAAGGCAAAAUCAACAGUUUGUCCGUACAUUUUCGUUGAAGUAAUUAAAAGUUUGCUAGCUGUGAGCACUAGGUCACGUGUUCAUUUUCGUGUUUGUUUAGACUGUUUAUAGUUUUUGAACUUUCGAUUUUAUUUUAAAUAAAAUGUUAACUUUGCUGUGUUUAUAAAGUGACUGUGUUUUUCUAGUAACGUUCACUAUGUGAACUUAUAUAUUGCAUAUGAAUCAUGCCAUUUUUAUUAUGGAGGUAACUUUUAUAACUUAUUUUUGUAUUGUAUUCCAUAAGAAUGUUGAAGCUAAUUUAUAAUCAUAGAACAUGAAAAACCUAGUAAACGUAGAUUAAAGGUGUCUUGCUUGAUUAGUAUUUGUUAUUAUAAAUAUUAAUGUAAUUAUGUAAACGUAAUAUAAUAUGGUUAACGUGUUUUUUACGUUUUUUAAACAAAAUAUAUGAAUGUGUAUAAGCCUUUACUAUAUCAUGAGAGAUUUAAGUGUCCAUUAAUAUCAAUGCAUCAAGCUUUACAGGACUGAUUUUUUUAUAUUUCCUUGUUUUAUAAAUAUACAAUAUAGGUAAUAUAUAAACAGUUAUAUAGUGUCGCUAUUUAAAUGUUUGUAACCUCAAGUCAUAUACAUAUUUGAUUGAAACACGUGUUCUUGUGGAAUUUUCUUUCCUAGUUAUUUUAAUUUCAUUUAGCACAUACUAGUUAAUUGUUUAUGUUGUUAGUGCUCAGUAAUGAAGACAUUUUGCACUCCUAUUGAUUAUCUUGGUCGCACACAUGCACGUUUUUUAAAAGAUUGUAUUUGUUUAUAAUCCGUUGAAUCCACAACGCUCUCACUUCUUGUUGAUAUUCAACACGUCUUUGAGGGCAAGACAUGGAAUUUUGUUUUCUAUGAAAACAUAUAACACUACUGUGUUUAUAUGAGUUCAUACAGAAUUCAAUUUCUAAUGGUUUUGAUUGUACAUGUACAAACAAUAUUACAUUUAUAUGCUACGAGAGUUGUUCACUGUUGUGCUUAGUUGAUGAUAGUUCUCACGUUCUGUUGAAAGUUUAUGUGACCCUUUACGCACCAUACGUUGUUAAGUAAAACAUGUUUUAAUGUCUCUGUUUCAGCGCAUGCCCGAUAUAACAUAGUUUGUUAUUUCAAUUAAACAUUUAACAAAG